Guillardia theta CCMP2712 is the source of this 724-nucleotide messenger RNA. It is a transcript of the gene BOS1, whose product is annotated as Golgi SNAP receptor complex member 2. Gene Ontology annotation, cellular component: Golgi apparatus; SNARE complex; late endosome membrane. Bases 8 to 655 code for a protein of 215 amino acids. The record is from RefSeq and is a predicted model, not a curated record. Gene Ontology annotation, biological process: vesicle-mediated transport; vesicle fusion. Gene Ontology annotation, molecular function: SNAP receptor activity; SNARE binding. The transcript is spliced from 9 exons. NCBI's taxonomy places the organism in Eukaryota, Cryptophyceae, Pyrenomonadales, Geminigeraceae.
AGCAACGAUGAGCCUCACGUUGGAUGAGCAAUAUAAAAACUCACGCAAGUUAUCGAUGACGAUUGAAAGCAUAAUGACCAAAGUGUCUACGAGCCCACCUGAGCAAGCAAAAGUAUUAUUGGAAGAUGCAAAAAACAAACUAAUUGACACCAAAGGCCUUGUGAAUUCCAUGGAACAGCUUGUGCUCGGUGAACCUGCAGCGAAAAAAGAUCUGUGGAAAAAUAAGGUUGGAAAUCUCCGCGAAGAGUUUGAAUCUUUGUCAAGACUCUAUGAAAGGGAAAGAAAGAGAUUGCUUGGGAAAGAGAAGCAGGAAGAAGAACGAGCUCAGUUAUUCAAAGAUAUUCAGGGAGGUCAGCCUUCAGAUCAAGAAAGCCUAGAUGUCGAAUCUCGCAUGGCUUUACAAAGGUCCCAUGCUGCUAUCGAUGAGUUGGAAGAGAGAGGGGCUAAAAUUCUAUCAAACCUUGGGAUUCAAAGAGAACAAUUGAAAAAUGUACACAAGAAGGUUCUGGAUGUGAUGAAUACACUUGGUGUUUCCAAUUCCCUCAUAAGAGUUAUUGAAAAACGACAAGCGAUGGAUAUCAUAUUGUUGUUCGCCGGAAUGAUAGGAACAGUCUUCAUCCUUGUGAUGGUUUGGAUCUACUUUCGACGAAAAUAAGAAACAGAAUCUCUUGAGCGAAGGUCAGAGCAAAUAGCUCCAUGAAGGGUUGCGCUGCCUGUGCGUAGA